Molecule: messenger RNA, 5762 nt
Organism: Urocitellus parryii (Arctic ground squirrel)
Lineage: Eukaryota; Metazoa; Chordata; Mammalia; Rodentia; Sciuridae
Gene: Plcxd2
Product: phosphatidylinositol specific phospholipase C X domain containing 2
Biological process (GO): lipid metabolic process
Molecular function (GO): phosphoric diester hydrolase activity
Source: RefSeq, a predicted model, not a curated record
GCCGGGAGUCCGGGUGCCGCCGGUUACUCUUGUGAGUGCCUUUCAGGAAGCCACAGGGCGGGCGGCGUCCGGCCUGAGGACCCGGGAGCGAGUAGCAGGCAGGCCCCGUUUAUGCACAGCCCAGUGACAUACACAGAAGCAUAAAUCCGGCUAGAGAUGGAGCGCCCGGGGGCGCCCAUGUGUGCAGACCCCUAGGCAAGUCAGCAUGCCGUGUGGGCACCUGUCGUGUGAGUAGCUCUGGGCGUGGCUGCUCCUGGGACCUUCCUUUUCUAUAAGAUUUAUUUCUAGGGGCCUACCACCCCUCUCUCCAGAGGGGAACGUAAGAAGUUUAACGGAGCUGGGACUGAGAAGAUUAAAGGAGUGGAACAGAGAAAGAGCCGAAAGGGUGGGGACUGUGGGCGCUGGGGGUAAAGAACCGGUUCUUUGACCCCUCUCCCAGCCUGAAAGGCAUUUUGGAAAGACUGGCGUGACAAAAGUGGCCCUGAAAUGUCUAGAGUGCUGGAACAGUAAGUGUCACUGGGCUGAACCUGGCCAAUUUGUGAUCCAAAGGGAUGCUAGCAGUUAGAAAGGCAAGGAGGAAACUCAGGAUGGGGACCAUCUGUUCCCCCAACCCCAGCGGGACAAAGACCGCUUCAGACGUCUGCAAUGCCGACUGGAUGGCCUCGCUCCCCCCUCACCUCCACAACGUCCCCCUUUCCAAUCUGGCAAUCCCAGGUUCCCAUGAUUCAUUCAGCUACUGGGUGGAUGAAAAGUCCCCCGUGGGGCCUGACCAAACUCAGGCUAUCAAACGCCUUGCCAGGAUCUCCUUGGUGAAGAAGCUCAUGAAGAAAUGGUCUGUGACUCAGAACCUGACCUUCCGGGAACAGCUGGAAGCUGGGAUCCGCUACUUUGACCUGCGUGUGUCUUCCAAGCCAGGGGACACAGACCAGGAGAUCUACUUUAUCCAUGGGCUUUUUGGCAUCAAGGUCUGGGAUGGGCUGAUGGAGAUUGACUCCUUCCUUACACAACACCCCAAAGAGAUUGUCUUCCUGGAUUUUAACCACUUCUAUGCUAUGGAUGAGGCGCAUCACAAAUGCCUGGUUCUCCGGAUCCAAGAGGCCUUUGAAAACAAGUUGUGUCCAGCCUGCAGUGUGGAAAGCAUGACGCUGCAAACCCURUGGGAGAAGAAGUACCAGGUUCUUAUCUUCUACCACUGUCCCUUCUACAAGCAGUACUCCUUCUUGUGGCCAGGAAAGAAGAUUCCAGCACCUUGGGCAAAUACCACAAAUGUGAGAAAACUAAUCCUCUUCUUGGAGACCACCCUGAGUGAGCGGGCCCCCCAGGGCUCCUUCCAUGUCUCCCAGGCAAUUCUUACCCCCAGAGUGAAGACCAUCGCCCGAGGCCUUGUGGGGGGCCUCAAGAACACCCUGGUUCAUAGGAAUCUUCCCGCCAUCCUGGAUUGGGUGAAAACUCAGAAGCCUGGUGCCAUGGGUGUCAACAUCAUCACGUCUGACUUCGUGGACCUGGUGGACUUUGCCACAACCGUCAUUGAGUUGAAUGACCUUCUGCAGGAGGACAGAGCUUUGGCUAAAUGCUGAUUUGUUUAUUUAACCUAGGGUUGAAGUUGUUGAUCCAGGGUAGAAUUCUUUGAAGAAUUUCCUGUUGGGGUGGCCCCUGGGCAGUGGUAGUGAAAAGAGGAGGAGUGCUUCUUUUUUUCUUUUCCUUCCUCACAGGGCCAUUGGGAUAACAUUACAGGGCCUUCAGUUGCAUUUUUCCCAAAUGAGACUUUUAAAAAGCUUAAGUCUAAGGGAAGAAAGCAUGUUUCAUGUGCUCAAGGUCAGAAACUCCACAGUGACUUGAGGUAGUGAAUGGAAUAUGGAAAUAGGGUCUCCAGUCCAUUGGAAUAUGGAGUAUCCCUCAAUUGAUCCAGUUCUCUAUUGGUUUCCAGGGUCUUGUGUUUGAGCCAGUGAGAAGGCUAAGCCAGAAAGGUAUUCCUGGUCCAAAGGAUGACUCAUUAUUGCAGGUUUGGACUGCCCUGUGGCUGGCUCUAACUUCAACUUGAGGUUCUGUUCUGGGAGGACAGGAAGCCAAGYAUCAGUUCUCUCCAGGGUUGUCGAAUGUCUCUACUACUUCCCUGAGGGAAUAAGACCUGUUUGUCACCAAGGUGUCUCAUCUACAUGCUGUUUAUGCAUACCUUGUGUUGGUAACUGGUCACCUGAAUUCUUCAGUUAAACAGUGCAUACUGCCCUUGAUAUCAGAAAUGUUUUCUAGUUUUAAAGCAUUAAUUCCUUUCUAGUAUAUGGGGGGGCCCUUCUUAAAAGGGAAGGAACAACGAUGGGAGAUCUUUUUGGUACAGGGCCCACCAAGAGAUAGACAUGCAUGUUUGCUGCAUGCCAUCUUUCUUUGAUUUAAUUCUCUAGUAGUUUUCUAAAAUAACUGCCGAGUGAACACCUGCAUCAUUUUGGCAAAGUCCUCUUUGGAUUGGGGUCUUCAAGCCAGACCUUGGAAUUGCAUUUCAUUGUUGUCUGCUUAUGACUGAGACCUGCACAUUGGCAUACAGUGCCAAGUAGAAGGCACUUUGUCCAUGACACCAUGGAGGCUGACGCAGGAUGCAUGGGAGAGUACACUGGCAUUAAAGGAGGAAGCUCCAAGUGGGUUUGGAGCCAUUCUAAAACUCCUGGAAAACAAGACUACCUCGAGGACCUUUAGGAUGACUUGUGUGUCAUCGAGUGAGAAAUACCCAGUGUUGGGACUUUUCCAGUGCUUGUCUGAUUGCUCUACUUUCUGCAGGUUGUUCUGAGCCUACUUAUCACUACUGCAUGAGGGCUUUGAAACUCAAGAGGGGAAUUUUUUUAACUGAUAAGAGGUGCUUAUCUAUAAAGAGCCCUCUUGUGUUUUGGUUUAUUUAUUUAUUUAUUUAUUCAUUAUUUAUUUAUAGAGUAAGUAUCUGCUGUGCUUCUGACCUCAAGAGCACUCACACAGRAGAUAACUGACCUUUCCUUGCCCAGAACAGACGCUGCCACAGCCUUCCUCCCCUUACCAGGACUGUGCAUCUCAGGUCUGUGAGUGAACUUGGAUUCUGCGGCAGGUGUCCUGGCUCCCCUAAACCUGCUGAGGACAAUGUGGAUGUGUAGAUGUGAUCCAGAUCCAAGAACAACUGUCGAACCACACACAGGGACAGAAGAUGGAAUGGGUCAUGAAGAACUCUCAAUCCUUGAGUAGACCCUCCAGCAGAAAGCUGGAAAGAAAGAAGCCAGAAAUAAAACUGGGCCUCAGGAUGCACUCAUUUUGAUGUCCCUCAGCCCUGUUAUAUUGAUGGGCUCCCUAAGGAAGUGUCAGUUUUGGGAUUUUUAAAGAGAAAAUAUAAACCUGGAAUCCGGAAUGGAUGUGGGCAUUUAUAAAGAUUGCUGGACUCUUCUUCCAGCAGUUUCCCAUUUCUGUCCUUUGAUUUCACAGAUUUUUUGCACAUUGCCUGUAUUGGGGGAUAUCUUAGGUGAGCUACCAACAGCACCUACGUCCCCCCAUCUACUGGUCUUCCAGCCUUCACUUUCUGUAAAGCAGCUUAAGCCCUGACCUUUUGCAUCCUCAGCUCAAGAAGAUCACAACAGGAAUGCCUAUGGGAAAAUCUGGUUUAACUUUCCCUGUUCUUGUAUUUGAACUCUUCCCUGAAGAGGUUUCUAGGAUAAUAUUGUCAAAUUCUGUAGGGCCUAAGAAGGUGGGUGUCCUCACUUUCUAAAUUUUCCCUCAGUUCYGCUGUUGAAGUCUAAUGACUGGCUCUGAAAUCCCUAGCUUAACCUCCGGGGUUUAUUUUUGUUUUUAUUGCUCCAUUUUGGUUUGGUUUUUAAUUCUUGGUCAUUUGCUAAGGACCAGAUCAUUUUUCCUCUCCUAACCCUGUGGUACUUGACAAAGAGAUAAGGAGGCAAGAGGAGAAUUAUUCUGCUCUGUUUUAUUUGAGCCUCAGCUUUGUCCAGGUGCUUGGUGCUAUGAGUCCAGGUGUUUUGACAGGUAUCUGCACAGGAGGUGAGCAACACCCAAUGGCUGCUGACUGUCCAGUAAAAUGUUUACUUGAUGUUCUUUCUUCAUUUUUAAAUAUAUAGUUGCACUUCUCUUGAAUUAUGACAUUUAAAUGCAUCUUGGUAUUUGCAUGCUAAGAGAAAAAUCUUGGAGCACGACACAGAAGAACAGAAAAAUCCUAAGAUUUCUUGUACAAAGCCUAGCUCUGCAUGAGCCCAUGCUGGCUUUUGCUCCUCCAUGCUGCUCUGGGUUGCCAGCCUUGCUUGAAUUUUGCAAAUCUGCACUAGAGUUCUGGGAGGAAGGAGGAUUUUUUCUUAGUAAAUACUCAAAUCUCUGCCCCCAGAAAAAGGCACACUUUAUUGCAAAAAAAAAAAAAAAAAAUGUGUGCAUUCUGUUCCUUGAUCAUGAGGUUACACAGGAGAACUCCGGCACAUGACACAGAGAGAAAGUAGACUUUAGGUCAAUGACUUAUUCUGCAACCAUAAAAAUGGUGAUCCAUCCCCAUCACUUGUUCCAACAAGUUCUGAGUGAUCAAAACAAGAUCAAACAAAGACUCUCACACUUGCUCAGACUUAACUUCAAGAUCAGCUAAACAGCUACUUGAUUAAGCCAAUGAGGAAUUAAUCUCACAGAAUUUGGAGUCCUAUUUACUCAGAAAUAUAACUGUUUUUUUUCAUGAGCUCCAUCGACCAUUCCAAYACCAUCACAUUUCCAUGAUUUUGUGGCAAAGGGACCAUCACAGAUUUCAAAUCAGUGAAAAUAGUGUUUUAAAGGCUUGGACUUUUAGCUUAUUAGAGGUACCAUGUGGUGUCAUGGAAAGAGAAGAUAUUCUGAAGACUGGAGAGAGAGGUCAAGAUAGAAUUGAUGGAAUAAAAUGAUAAGUUAUUGAGGAUUAAAGUUUUUUAUUAAUGGCAGAUGAAAGAGGGUCAUGCAAGAUUUUUUUUAUAUCUGCUGCAUUUGACUCAAUAAUAACUGUUUAGUCAUUUUCCUUAGUGCUGAGUCCAGAGUCCUGAAUUUUUGAAGUUAAGCCACAGUUCAAAAUCCAAGUUUUAAAUAAAUGCAAAGAAAAGCACAAGAUCUGAGCCCAGGUGAUGCUAUAUCUUAACUAUUUUAUAGUUUCUUCUUGCAUGACCUCAUAUUUACAUAAAAAAUUAUGUUUCUGUCCAAGAGGACAAUGUAAUAGAGCACCUUUCUUAGGAAGAAAAAGGGCUUACACAAAAUCAGGAUAUUGCAGAUUGCAUUCCUGCCAGAGAAGUUUUGCAGUGUUCUUCAUUGCCUGUUAGGUUCUGGGAAACAGAAUUGGCUAAUGAAUGAGACACUGCCAUAAGACUCCACUCCCUUAGCUGAGCAAGCAACCCUGUGCAAAAUUGUCCCUAGUUCUUUCAUCUGUAAUAAAGAUGCAGUCUGCUACCUAGUGAUGAGUGUUUGGAAAACCUUGGUGACUGGUUCCUGAAAAUAUAAGAUCCCUAUGUUUAGAUUAAAUGCCUUUUACUCAGGGGAUGUACAGUUGUGGUAAUUCUUCUUUCUAUGUAUGUGUAUAGAGAAUCCAACGUGGGCUCACUUCCUAAAAAAGUGUGGUGUAGGUUGACAGAACUUGACUGGGAAUGGCACCUUCUGUAUUAUGUGUAAUGAAAUAUGUAGGGCUCAAAAAACCUUCCAACAUGCUUAUGGGUUUCUGAGAGGUGGGCUUUCUCCAUAUAUGCUAAAUAGUCUUGUUAGGCCAAGAGGAAAUUUGGUAUGGCACAGAAGAAUAUGGUUGCCCAUUGAAA